Messenger RNA from Lactuca saligna, 450 nucleotides. The record is from the annotation of a GenBank genome assembly. Lineage: Eukaryota; Viridiplantae; Streptophyta; Magnoliopsida; Asterales; Asteraceae.
AUGGCGCCUAAAGCAGCAGAGAAGAAGCUAGCCGAGAAGAAGCCGGCGGAGGAGAAGAAAACCGCCGCGGCUGAAAAAUCCCCUGCCGAGAAAAAGCCAAAGGCUGGGAAGAAGCUUCCCAAGGAAGCCGGCGCCGGUGCCACCGAUAAGAAGAAGAAGAGGAGCAAGAAGAACGUGGAGACAUACAAGAUCUACAUCUUCAAGGUUUUGAAGCAGGUUCACCCUGACAUCGGUAUCUCAAGCAAGGCCAUGGGGAUCAUGAACUCGUUCAUCAAUGACAUCUUCGAGAAGCUUGCUCAGGAAUCUUCGAAACUUGCAAGGUACAACAAGAAGCCGACGAUCACCUCCAGAGAAAUUCAGACGGCUGUGAGGUUGGUGUUGCCCGGAGAGUUGGCAAAGCAUGCUGUUUCUGAGGGGACGAAGGCUGUAACAAAAUUUACCAGUUCAUAG